AUGAACUCUCGUGACGCCGACGAGAAGGCUUCCGGCCUCAUAGAUGGGGCGCGGGGUCUUGAUCGACCGGAAGCUGGGGAGAUGACCACCGCGAACGAACUUGAGGAACUUGACCGUCUGGGCUACAAACAAGAGAUGCGGCGUAACCGAUCUGUCAUCACACUUCUAUUCCAGACCUUGGCUAUUGCAGCAAUUCCAUAUGGAGAAGGCGCUCCUCUCUUGAGUGCCAUCUAUGGUGGCGGCCCACUUUCCAUCUUUGUCGGAUGGAUUGUGGUCUGCAUUCUCGACCAAUGUGUUGCAAUGUCGCUGGCAGAGCUGGCGUCGCGCUAUCCUACAUCGGCGGGCCCGUAUUAUUGGACGUUCCAGCUCGCGGGCUCCAAGUCGAAGUCAACCAUCUCUUUUAUCAAUGCCUGGGUCUGGCUUAUUGGCAAUUGGACCAUCACUCUCUCGGUGAAUUUUGGGUUCGCAUCUUUGCUCUCCGCCACGAUCGCCAUAUACCACCCAGAUUGGAGCGCCAACAGCUGGCAGUUACUCCUUAUCUUUUACGCAGUAUGUCUCGGCUCUUUGGUGAUAUGUACCUUCGCCAAUCGUUAUCUACCCCAAGUCGAUAUAGCUUGCGCUACCUGGACCGCUCUGACCAUUAUCGUGGUUUUGGUUUGCUUAUCGGUGAAGGCAGAUGCGGGUCGCCAUAGUGCCGCAUAUGCGCUGGGCCACUAUGACAAGUCUUUUGCGGGCUGGGGCAGCUUCACCUUUUUCAUCGGACUCCUCCCUGUUGCAUAUACAUUCAGUGCGAUUGGAAUGAUUUCGAGCAUGGCUGAAGAGUGCUCGUCUCCUGCGACCAAAGUACCCCGUGCGAUUGCACUAAGCGUCCCGGUGGGAGGCAUAGCAGGGCUGUUCUUUAUACUGCCGCUAUGCUUUACCUUGCCACCUAUGGAAGAUAUUAUCAAUAAUUCUCCUGGUGCUCAGGCCCUGCCCUAUAUCUUCCAUCGUGUGAUGGGUUCUCCAGGGGGCGGGUUGGGCCUAACCUUUCUCGUCCUAAUCAUUACCCUGUUCUGCUCCAUUAGCAUUACUGUUGCAGCAUCUCGCGCAACCUGGGCUGCAGCACGCGACGAUGCCAUUCCGCUUGCUCGGGUAUGGGCGCGUGUGGAUUCCCGUCUUGGUGUACCAGUCUGGGCCCUUGUGCUACUGACAGUGAUCCAGAUGCUUCUUGGUCUGAUAAACCUAGGAAGCUCAAGUGCUUUCACUGCCUUCGUAUCCGUCGGUGUCAUCGCCUUGGCUGUUGCCUACGCAUUUCCCAUUGUGCUGAGUCUUUUGAACAAGCGUCAGCAAGUCAGCCAAGCGCCAUGGAAUUGUGGAAAACUGGGUGUGGGUUUUAAUGUAUUGGCGCUUGCAUGGAUUGCCUUUGAGCUUGUUCUCUUCAGCAUGCCAACGGCCCUUCCUGUCACACCAGUGUCGAUGAACUAUGCAUCGGUAGUUUUUGUUGGAUUCAUGGUCAUAUCAGCCCUGUGGUUCAUGAUAUAUGCUCGGAAACGUGAGUAUUUCCCUUUGGAUGGGUAUUACUUCCAGAAUCAUACUGAUGGCUUUGCAGACUACAAAGGGCCGCCGGAGUCGGAAGCUCUUGAUUAG
Messenger RNA from Penicillium macrosclerotiorum, 1626 nucleotides. RefSeq names its product putative amino acid permease. Gene Ontology annotation, biological process: transmembrane transport. Gene Ontology annotation, cellular component: membrane. The record is from RefSeq and is a predicted model, not a curated record. Gene Ontology annotation, molecular function: transmembrane transporter activity. The transcript has a single exon. Bases 1 to 1626 code for a protein of 541 amino acids. NCBI's taxonomy places the organism in Eukaryota, Fungi, Ascomycota, Eurotiomycetes, Eurotiales, Aspergillaceae.